CGGUUAUAAUUCCGUAUUUGGAACUGACUGGUUUUGCAAAUGUAGCCAAGAUAGUAAAUUUAAAAGUAGAUUCUAAACUAAUUGUUGCAUUGUUAGAGAGAUGGAGACCUGAGACACAUACAUUUUAUUUACCAAAUGGUGAAUGUACUAUCACACUGGAGGAUGUGAGUAUGUUACUCGGUCUCCGAAUUAAUGGUAAAGUUGUUAAUGACCUAACAAAUGUAACCAAUGAUGUUUACAUGGAGAAUUUGGGCGUCGAACCAACCGCUUCAGAUAAAAAUGGGGCUUCUAUCAAAAUUGUUUGGUUAAAAGCUCUAUUAACACAGCUAAAAAUUAACUCUAACCCGACAGAGGCGAAAAAUAUUCUCAAUUCAAAAGUUUAUAUUUUACUAUUAAUUGUUACUUUUUUAAUGUCAGAUAAGAGUCACAAUUUAUUGCAUUCUUCUUGGUUACCUUUAGUAGGAAACCUAGAAAAAUGUAACACAUACAGUUGGGGUUCCGCUUGUCUGACAACACUAUAUAGACAUAUGUUCAAGGCCACCCAUAAAGGAGUCAAGAGAAUAAGAGGCUGUAGUGUAUUACUAAGUGUAUGGGCAUUCACACGCAUAUCCUUGUUUGCCCUAGUUAGUAACGAGGUUCCAUCACAUCCGUAUGCAUUAAGAUGGUGCAAACGAGGUAUGCAUUACGAAAAUAAUUCUCGUCAUCAUCUACGGGAGUACCGUGUUGCAAUUGAACACAUGGAAGAAAACGAUUUUAUAUGGAGGCCGUACAUAUAAUAUUUAGUGCAUGAUUAUAGUGACAGCCGAGUUUGGAGUGCAACGACAUAUAUAUUAUGUUUCUUUACCGUUGAGAUGCAUCAGGUCAAACUCCAAUUUGGAUUUGAAUAACAAAUCCCGUCUCAACCAAGAUGUCUAAGUGAACACCAUAAUUUGACUAUGGUCCAAGCUUGGGAUAAACAUUGACAAGAUUUAAACAAAGAAGAGCUAAAAGAAUGGAAAAUGGAAGGCAUUUGGUGUUACAAGGUAACUCGGUUAUUGGUGAGUCUAAGCCAGGUAGAGAAUACAUGAAUUGGUUUUUGUCAAUUCCUUUUACGCACGUUGCUCCAACACAAUUUUUGACUGAUCCUCGUCGUGUAGCUUCUUCAACCCAACAAACAACAUCACCCUUACAUCAAGACAUUCCCCCGCAUACACAUCCAAAUUUGGGGUCCAACCAUCAUCAUCAGCUCAACAAACUUACCAACACUCCCUACCAUCCAACAACACACCAUUUAUUCCACCUCAACCCAACACCAUAAUCCCCACACUUUAUUCCCACAAACAAACUACUUUUACAACCAACAAUAUCAACAACAAACCAACCUACGUCCACCCAUACAAUACUCUCCAAUUCUUUAACCCAACUUUGAUAACUCAAACCCUCAUUCUCAACCCCAAACAUUUAACACCACAUUCGCACAACCCACUCCUACAUACAACCCUGAUGAUGUCUACUAUCCCCAUAUCCAACACACUCAAUCCAACACCUACACACAACCCACACAUUCACUACCCGACUUUGACCUCACCGAUGACCGUCUACUGAAUAUGCCUUCUUUUUCCAUUCAAGAACUCGACGGUAUUGAUAUGCCUCCAAACACAUCACAACAACAUCAAAGUCAACAUGAAGAUCUGUCUUCCGACUCAUCUCCGUCUCUCGCAAGACAAAGACAAGAAGACUUGGGCAAGGGAAAACGCAAAAAAGUUGGCACAAGAUGUGGAACAGGCGGUCACUAUAAAUAAAAUGUAUUUCUUCCAUUAUAUCAAUAAAGUUAUUAUUACUCAUUACAAUUCA
Messenger RNA from Lathyrus oleraceus (garden pea), 1833 nucleotides. RefSeq names its product serine/threonine-protein phosphatase 7 long form homolog. Bases 171 to 776 code for a protein of 201 amino acids. The transcript is spliced from 3 exons. Gene Ontology annotation, biological process: meristem maintenance; meristem development. The record is from RefSeq and is a predicted model, not a curated record. Lineage: Eukaryota; Viridiplantae; Streptophyta; Magnoliopsida; Fabales; Fabaceae.